AUGGCGGACGAGGUCUACGAUGGUGCCAUUGGCAUCGACUUGGGAACCACCUACUCCUGCGUUGCGACGUACGAGGGUACCAAUGUCGAGAUCAUUGCCAACGAGCAGGGUUCUUUCACCACCCCUUCUUUCGUCUCCUUCACCGACAAGGAGCGUCUGAUCGGUGAGGCUGCCAAGAACCAGGCUGCUAUGAACCCCAUCAACACCGUCUUCGAUGUCAAGCGUCUUAUCGGUCGCCGCUUUGAUGACCCCACCGUCAAGAAGGACAUGGAGUCCUGGCCCUUCAAGGUCGUUGACGACAACGGCAGCCCCAAGGUUUCCGUCGACUACCUCGGCGAGACCAAGACCUUCUCUCCCCAGGAGAUCUCCUCGAUGGUUCUCCUCAAGAUGAAGGAGAUUGCCGAGACCAAGAUCGGCAAGAAGGUCGAGAAGGCCGUUAUUACCGUCCCUGCCUACUUCAACGACAACCAGCGUCAGGCUACCAAGGACGCCGGUGCCAUUGCUGGCCUGAACGUCCUCCGUAUCAUCAACGAGCCCACUGCUGCCGCCAUUGCCUACGGUCUUGGUGCUGGCAAGUCCGGCAAGGAGCGCAACGUCCUCAUCUACGACUUGGGUGGUGGUACUUUCGAUGUCUCCCUCCUGAACAUCCAGGGCGGUGUCUUCACCGUCAAGGCUACCGCUGGUGACACCCACUUGGGUGGCCAGGACUUCGACACCAACCUGCUCGAGCACUGCAAGAAGGACUUCCAGCGCAAGACCAAGAAGGACCUCUCCGGCGACGCCCGUGCCCUCCGUCGUCUCCGUACUGCUUGCGAGCGUGCCAAGCGUACCCUUUCUUCCGGUGCCCAGACCACCAUCGAGAUUGACUCUCUCUUCGAUGGCGAGGACUUCACCACCCAGAUCACCCGUGCUCGUUUCGAGGAGCUGAACGCCAAGGCCUUCAACGGCACCAUUGAGCCUGUUGCCCAGGUUCUCAAGGAUGCUGCCAUUGAGAAGUCCGGCGUUGACGAGAUCGUCCUCGUUGGUGGCUCUACCCGUAUUCCCCGUAUCCAGAAGCUCCUGUCCGAGUUCUUCGACGGCAAGAAGCUCGAGAAGAGCAUCAACCCCGACGAGGCUGUCGCCUACGGUGCCGCCGUCCAGGCCGGUAUCCUCUCCGGCAAGGCCACCUCCGCCGAGACCGCCGACCUUCUCCUCCUCGACGUCGUCCCCCUGUCCCUCGAUUCGUCAUCCUUUUCUCUUUCGUCUCAAAUCUGGCUAACAUCCACUCACAGGACCUUCACCACUGUUGCCGACAACCAGCAGACCGUUCAGUUCCCCGUUUACCAGGGUGAGCGUGUCAACUGCGAGGACAACACCUCCCUGGGUGAAUUCACCCUUGCUCCUAUCCCUCCCAUGAGGGCUGGUGAGGCCGUCCUUGAGGUCGUCUUCGAGGUCGACGUCAACGGUAUCCUCAAGGUCACCGCCACUGAGAAGACCUCCGGCCGCAGCGCCAACAUCACCAUCUCCAACUCUGUUGGCAAGCUCUCUUCCCACGAGAUUGAGAACAUGAUCAGCGACGCCGAGAAGUUCAAGACCAACGACGAGGCCUUCAGCAAGCGCUUCGAGGCCAAGCAGCAGCUUGAGUCUUACAUUGGCCGUGUUGAGGAGAUCAUCUCCGACCCCACCCUGUCCCUCAAGCUCAAGCGUGGCCAGAAGGACAAGAUUGAGCAGCAGGUCUCCGAGGCCAUGGCUGCCCUUGAGAUCACCGACUCUGCCGCCGAGGACCUCAAGAAGCAGGAGCUCGCCCUCAAGCGUCUCGUGACUAAGGCCAUGUCUUCCCGCUAA
This is a messenger RNA of Colletotrichum gloeosporioides, 1824 nucleotides long. Its product is annotated as Ribosome-associated molecular chaperone SSB1. Gene Ontology annotation, biological process: protein refolding; vesicle-mediated transport; cellular response to unfolded protein. The transcript has 6 exons. Gene Ontology annotation, cellular component: plasma membrane; nucleus; cytosol. The coding region runs from base 1 to 1824 and encodes 607 amino acids. Gene Ontology annotation, molecular function: misfolded protein binding; ATP-dependent protein folding chaperone; heat shock protein binding. Lineage: Eukaryota; Fungi; Ascomycota; Sordariomycetes; Glomerellales; Glomerellaceae. The record is from RefSeq and is a predicted model, not a curated record.